Molecule: messenger RNA, 4574 nt
Organism: Hyaena hyaena (striped hyena)
Lineage: Eukaryota; Metazoa; Chordata; Mammalia; Carnivora; Hyaenidae
Gene: NCK2
Product: NCK adaptor protein 2
Exons: 7
Coding region: 754-1896 (380 amino acids)
Biological process (GO): positive regulation of endoplasmic reticulum stress-induced intrinsic apoptotic signaling pathway; negative regulation of endoplasmic reticulum stress-induced eIF2 alpha phosphorylation; positive regulation of translation in response to endoplasmic reticulum stress
Molecular function (GO): protein binding
Source: RefSeq, a predicted model, not a curated record
GCGCGGAGGACGCGGGCGCAGCGCGCCGGGGGAGGGUCGCCGCCGCCGCCGCCGCCGCCGCCGCGGGGAUCGUCAGGCCGGAGCCGCGCGGCCGAGCGAGCGGCAGGCGGCGGGCAGGGCUCGGCGGCGGGAGGCUCGCGGCGGCCGGGCCGGCGGGGUCCGCCCGGGCCGGCAGCGUCCGCGGAGCGGCGGGAGGAGGGAGCGGCGCAGACAAAGAGCGGCGCCUGGGCGGGCGCGGUGCGGCCGCCGCCCCGGGACCCGCGCCGCUGCCCUCCGGCCUCGGCGGGCGGCCCACGGCCAGAAUUUAUAUGUUCCUACUAUACAAGUGAUUCCCCAGAUCAUAAUCCUCUGCUGAGAUUUGGGUUGGAUUCGAGAAUCUGGAGAAUUCCUUCAACUUUGUAACUUUAGGAGGUGUGACCAGCUGAGAAAUUCACGUUUUGAGGAGUUCUGCAUUUUGCCAGUCAUCUCUUAUAACUGAGUGCCAAAGGCUUAAAAAGAAAGGAGAUUCUGACACCUGCUACAGUGUAGAGGAGCCUUGAGGACUUUGUACUGAGUGAAAUAAGCCAGACACAAAAGGACAAACACAGCGUGACUCCACUUACGUGAGGUCCCUAGAGUCGUCACAGUGAUAGAACGAGAAGGAUACCACAGGUUUCUGCCAACUCCUGUCAAAUUAGUGGGCAUCUGGCACGUCUUAUUUACAGCACAAUUUGAAACUUUAAUAAGGAAGUUAUAAGAAGGACUCCAUGAAAGAUGACAGAGGAAGUUAUUGUGAUAGCAAAGUGGGACUACACUGCCCAACAGGACCAGGAGCUGGACAUCAAGAAAAACGAGCGUCUGUGGCUGCUGGACGACUCCAAGACGUGGUGGCGCGUGAGGAACGCCGCCAACAGGACAGGCUACGUGCCGUCCAACUACGUGGAGAGGAAGAACAGCCUGAAGAAGGGCUCCCUCGUGAAGAAUCUGAAGGACACGCUAGGCCUCGGCAAGACCAAGAGGAAGACGAGCGCACGGGACGCGUCCCCGACGCCCAGCACAGACGCCGAGUACCCAGCCAAUGGGGGUGGUGCCGACCGCAUCUACGACCUCAACAUCCCCGCCUUCGUCAAGUUCGCCUACGUGGCCGAGAGGGAGGACGAGCUGUCCCUGGUGAAGGGGUCCCGCGUCACUGUCAUGGAGAAGUGCAGCGACGGCUGGUGGCGUGGCAGCUACAACGGGCAGAUCGGCUGGUUUCCCUCCAACUACGUCCUGGAGGAGGUGGACGAAGCGGCCGCAGAGUCCCCCAGCUUCCUGAGCCUGCGGAAGGGUGCCUCCAUGAGCAAUGGCCAGGGCGCCCGGGUCCUGCACGUGGUGCAGACGCUGUACCCCUUCAGCUCAGUCACCGAGGAGGAGCUCAACUUCGAGAAGGGGGAGACCAUGGAGGUGAUCGAGAAGCCCGAGAACGACCCCGAGUGGUGGAAGUGCAAAAAUGCCCGGGGGCAGGUCGGCUUGGUCCCCAAAAACUACGUGGUGGUCCUAAGCGACGGGCCCGCCCUGCACCCCUCGCACGCACCGCAGAUAAGCUACGCGGGCCCUGCGUGCAGCGGGCGCUUUGCGGGUCGAGAGUGGUACUACGGGAACGUGACGCGGCACCAGGCCGAGUGUGCCCUCAACGAGCGGGGCGUCGAGGGUGACUUCCUCAUUAGGGACAGCGAGUCUUCGCCCAGUGACUUCUCCGUGUCUCUGAAAGCAUCAGGGAAGAACAAACAUUUCAAGGUGCAGCUCGUGGACAAUGUCUACUGCAUCGGGCAGCGGCGGUUUCACACCAUGGACGAGUUGGUGGAACACUACAAAAAGGCACCCAUCUUCACCAGUGAGCACGGGGAGAAGCUCUACCUCGUGAGAGCACUGCAGUGACGGCUCCUCCCACAGUCCAUGCCACCUGCCACCUCCAGGCCCUCGGUGCCGCGAUCACCUCCCCAGAGCCGGGCAGAUUGGCCACUGAGAAGAAGCCGAGCUCCCGGGCCCUCCUGCUACAGGCUCCGCCCUGUCCAGUGGUUCAUCAUCGUUUCUUGGCUUCCUUUGCCUCAGUUCAUCUUUGCGUGCCGGUCGGUUUGUUUUCUACUUGCCUCUCCUUUGCCACGUACCGCGCCCUGACACUCGCUCGCCAGCCGCCCUCCUCCCGGCCAGGUUCAGGGAACAGGAGGCGAAGAGGAACGUUCAUUCACUUUGUUCCUGCGCCACUGAAAACAGCCUUCCUCUGUUGGGUUGUUCACGCUAACAGAACCCCUCGUUAGAAAGACAUGGGGCACAGUUUGAAUGCACCGAAGCUGCCAUCAAUUAUGUGAACUACAGUUCGCUCAGAAAGCAGGGUCCACGGGCUCGGGGCUCCCUCUCUGGCCAGGCGGCACCUGCAAGGUCCCCGGUCCUGGCAGCCCUGGCCCCAUGCCCCUUGCCUUUGCAUGGCUCCCGGACUGUCCGGGGAGAGUGGAUACCCUUGCCGGAAGCAGUACCAGAACCACCAGAUGAGACAGCAGUAAGGAAACUCCAGUGCCUUCGGGGCUAUGCUUGCAAUAAAAGAAAUUUCCUUGAAAGUCAGUCCGCUGAAAUGGGACUGGUGACUCAGAAAGACACAUGUUGUGGUCAUUUCCCCCCAGAUGUGCCAUCCGCAUAGUGCUUUUUCCUCUUGCCCUUUGGCUUGUUUAAAUUUCACAAUUAUGUAUUUAAUUCUCAAAGUAAUAUGUAUCUGUAGCCAUUUGUUGACACUAAUACAGAUGAUUAAGGAAAACAGCUGAUCUUUGGGGAAGGGGAGCUACUGUACACUUCACACACUUUACACACACACACACACACCAUAUAUAUAUAUAUAUAUAUAUACACACACAUAUAUAUACAUACACAGGUGUGUAUGUAUAUAUAUGUGUGUGUAUAAAAACUAUUUGCUUUACAGGGAAUUUUUCAGGGUUUACAAGAGAAUAUGUGAUUGGUAGUUAAGAGACACACAGAAUGUUUAUGAAGAAAUUGCAUUUUUUUCUUUACAUUUGAACUUCUUUAUAGUUGAAAUAUACAGUCUUGCGAUGGCACAUUCCUACAACUGAAGAAGGGGUCCCAAGACCUCCUAAACUUGCAUACUCAGUUUUUUGGAUAUUGUAAUAAAAAAAAAAGUAUUAUGACAAGACAAUGUGUGUAUUAAUCUUUGGGAAAACUCAGAUUCAAUUACGGGGGAGUAAUUGCUCUAGCAGUUACCGAACAGUCAGUGCCUACAGGGAAACAUUUUUAGAGAGGAGUCUAAUAAAUUUAUUAUUUGUGUGGUUUCUUUUUCUACCACCACAUUUUUGUAUGUUGAAAUAAUAAAUUUGAAUUAGUGAAACUCUCCGAGAGAAAGCAGAAUCUUAAAGCCUGGUCUUAACUUUGCUCCUUGGAAAUGAUUCGUUACAAAACGUUUUCCUAAACUUUUAUCAACCCCACUUCUCAGCUGCAGCUUCUCUCUCUUCACGUGGGUCUUAACUUUCAUUUGCCUAAUCGGUAAGCGAAUCUCGAAUGGUCGCAAUGUGCCAGGCACUGGAAACAAAGUCAUGUCACGGGAUUCGUGCUUUCGUGGGCUAAUUACAACAAAUGCAUAUUCAGCGCCCCAUCUAUGUGUCCUCACUUAUUCCUCAUUACUGCCUCCAUGAGGUGGCUCUGCUCUCAUCGCCUUAUAUACAUGGAGAAAAUGAGGCUUAAGGUAAAUGCACAAGGUCACAUGGCUGGUACAUGGUAGGGCAACGUUGCAAAGCCAGAGAUGGGACUUCGGGGCUACAGCCUUCCAAUACCAGCCCAGGAAGCCUUCCAGGAGAAAUAAGAUAUUUGGUGAGAGUUUGCUCUUAAUCUGCCAUUUCUGUUUUCUGUGAUUUGAUUAUAUCUCUUUGUUGCCUUUGAUAUAAAUCAGAAGUUCGGUGUCGUACCUGGACUUGGGGUACCCAAUUACAUAAGAAUAUAUAUCCAGGUGAGUGGUGUGGAUCACUACUCUAGACAAAGCACUCGGAUUCUAUACCUUAUCCCUGGAAAUACAAGUCCUUCUGACUUUUCGGGUCUCACUGUGGUGUGUUCCAUUUUGACCCAAUGCUAGAAUCCCUGUGUAUGAGUGUCUGGAUAGCUAAAAGGCUUGGAUUUACACAUAGCAAUUAAGGAAGAAACUAGCAAUUAAAGGACACAAGACAGAUACACAUUUUGGCUUCAGUAACUUCUUUAAAGCCUUAUGGUGAAAACUGACAGUCAUCCUCCAUCCUGUCCCAAACCACCGUGGGAAGUUCUCCAGCUGCCUGAGGUAGAUCAGAAAUCGUAUUUACAAAGGUUCCAGCGUCCCUGGACGUGUGGCGGCAGGUGGUCCAGAGGAGGGUGGAUUUGAUAGUCCCAGUGUGAAUCUGCUGACAGUGUGGAAGGCGGCCAGGGCAGGGUCCCCACGUGAUUUGGAGUGUGGACCACCAGUGCUCCAUCCACGGGGGACUUCUACCUUCACCUUCCUGCAAGUCCGAGAUUUUCCAAACACCUCUUGCUUUGCCAUUCCUUUGCCUCUGCACAGACAGCAAAGGACAAUAAAGGUCAGUCAUCUUACA